GACUGGUUUAAAGUGCAGAGUUGUAAAAAAACUCCCGCGGGCAGUAAGGGGGAGUCAGGGUUGCUUUGUCAAGAAGCAAACUGGCCCAACAGAGAACAAAAAGGCGAGGAUAAAAAACACCCCCCCCAAAAAAAAACAAAAAAGCAAAAAAAACAACAAACAAACAAACACUAAGACGCUGUAACUGGAGUAAGAAUAUAUUCUAUCUAGGUAGAGAUCACUGCGGAAGCCACUGAAAACUACAUCCGGAUUCUACACCUGAGUCCUGCUUGUGCGCGAUAGAGAAGACUUCCCUGUGGAACGAGAGAUCUGAUAGCAGCAGCAGCAGCAGCAGCAGCCAGUGUUCCUGUUUUUGCCCAAACCGACCAGUUACUGCCUAGGAGGUUUUUUGCAACGCUCGGCUCGAGCAGCUCUCGAAGGCACGCACUCACGCACGCGCACUUGCGACUGUGAAGCAGCUAUGCAGCUUGAAAUCCAAGUAGCACUCAACUUCAUCAUAUCCUAUCUGUACAACAAGCUCCCUCGUCGUCGGGUGAACAUCUUCGGUGAAGAGCUCGAGCGGCAGUUGAAAAAGAAAUAUGAAGGUCACUGGUACCCUGACAAGCCAUACAAAGGGUCUGGGUUCAGGUGUAUACACGUCGGGGAGAAGGUCGAUACGGUAGUGGAAGAAGCAGCCAAAGAGAGUGGGAUUGACAUCGAAGAUGUCCGGAACAACUUGCCUCAGGACCUCAGCGUGUGGAUCGACCCCUUUGAGGUCUCCUACCAGAUCGGGGAGAAGGGACCCAUCAAGGUGCUUUACGUGGACGACAGUGGCGAGAACGGGUCCGAGUUGGACAAGGAGAUCAGGAACAGUUUUAACCCCGAUGCUCAGGUCUUCAUGCCAAUCAGCGAUCCUGUGGGUGUCUCCUCGGAGUCUAGCUCUCCGUCACCACCGUUUGGUCAGUCUGCUUCUGUCAGCCCGUCAUUCAUGCCACGCUCCACUCAACCUUUAACUUUCACCACAGCCACUUUUGCCGCCACCAAGUUCGGCUCCACCAAAAUGAAGAACAGCAGCCGUGGGGGUGCUAGCAAGGUGGCCCGCACAUCUCCCACCAACCUGGGCCUGAAUGUGACCAGCCUACUGAAGCAUAAAGCCAUUUCCAAUUCCAUGCAUUCUCUCUACGGUCUUGGGAUUGGAGGGCAGCCGCAGCCAAAGGCCUCUGCUCUCUCUCCUAAUGCCAAGGAGUUCGUUUUCCCUAACCUCCAGAGCCAGGGCAGCUCCACCACCAUGUUCAGCAACGAGAAUCCGCUCAGCCUCAGCCCUCUGCAGUACAACAAUGCCUUCGACGUGUUUGCAGCCUACGGGAGCCUCAACGACAAGUCUCUCAUGGAUGGUCUAAACUUCAGCCUAAGCAACAUGCAGUAUUCUAACCAGCAAUUCCAGCCGGUCAUGGCUAACUAAUGAAUCCAGAAUUUAUUUAUGAAAUUAUUGUUGGCAAAAGGAAGGAGAUAAGAAUGACGCACACUAACAAAGGACAUGAAAAGAACUGUGGAAGUGGAAGCAAAAAAACAAACAAACAAAAAAAAAAAAACCCUAUUAGUCACAGAAAAGAGCAUGUGCCCAAGGGUGUUGUCUUUGUGCCCCCUUGAGUUUGUUUCUACUAAAAGCUUGUUGUACGUGUCCAAGCUUGGUUACUUUCACAUUAUUUUCAUUUUUUCCUAUUUUUGCCAACAAAGCACAAAAUUUUUUUACUGUUUUAAAAAAAAGUUCUAAAAUAUUAAAAAAUAAUAAUAAUAAAAAAAAAAAGCUUCAAGUUCUGGCCUGAUACAGUAUUUUCAAGUUGGUUAAGACUUGGCUGAUUUUUAAGAAAUUGGCACUAAUGAAUAUAUAUCUGGGGUUACUUGGUCUUUUUUUCUAAUUGUAUAAUUUAAUUGAGUACAGAGUUUGUAAAGUAUCAGAGUAUAUAUAUUGUUUCUAUGACACGGUAUUGCAUUUAUAUCUUUUUACUACUCCAGUGAUCUGUGAUGGCUGCAGCAGCUUUGUUUAUAUAUAUAUAUAUAUAUAUAUAUAUAUAUAUAUAUAUAUAUAUAUAUAUAUAUAUAUAUAUAUAUAUAUAUAUAUAUAUAUAUAUAUAUAUAUAUAUAUAUAUAUAUAUAUAAUAUAAAAAUAUUUUGUUCUUUUUUUUUAUUUUUUUUUUUUUUAAAUAAAAUUAUUGAGGAAAUCCACCUUUAAAAUAGAUCAAAAAAAUGAAAGAUUGUGUACAGGCUAUACUUUAGUGUUGGAAAUUCAGUGUAGGAAUAUUUGCUUUUUUUAAAAAAACAAAACACAAGAGUUGUAUUUUCUGUUAAGAGUUGAAGAUUUUUGCUAUAUUAAGGACAAUGUAAUCAUAUAUUAAUUUUGUACCUACAUUGUGCAAUACUUGAUAAAAUACGGUAUAACAAAGUAUUUUGAGUCAGUGUCUUACACGUGAAGAGGGACUGAAAUAGUUUAUAUUAAGUUUGUAUUAAAAUGCUUAAAAAUAUAUGCUUGUCUUUAUUUUUUUCAUAUUUGCACCCUGGCCUUUUUCAAUAAAAGCAACUUUAGUCAGAAA
Messenger RNA from Hemibagrus wyckioides, 2570 nucleotides. It is a transcript of the gene tob1b, whose product is annotated as transducer of ERBB2, 1b. NCBI's taxonomy places the organism in Eukaryota, Metazoa, Chordata, Actinopteri, Siluriformes, Bagridae. The transcript is spliced from 2 exons. Bases 461 to 1441 code for a protein of 326 amino acids. Gene Ontology annotation, cellular component: cytoplasm; nucleus. Gene Ontology annotation, molecular function: transcription corepressor activity. The record is from RefSeq and is a predicted model, not a curated record. Gene Ontology annotation, biological process: regulation of gene expression.